AUAUUUCAUUCUCCAAAUAUCCACAACCCAUCAAUAAUCAUUUGCUGGUGCUUUUAUUUCGAUGGUAACGUUAUGCGACAAAUAAUGGUUAAAUCUAUAAAUAUUUUGUUACUCAACCAGCUAAAACUUUCGAUAUUGCCAUCAUGUGUUCUUCAGUCUAGCUGGGGCACUCACUGCAAGCACUCGCUCAGAGCCACGCUCAUGCGCAUUGACGGCUGCCUGGGCAAUUUGUCAGUACUCGUGGGAGAAUUUGGAUAUAACCAUUUUUAAUAUGGAUGAGUCUACAAACAUCACAAAUGCAGUAACCCCUGAUUUUGAUGUGUAUGGUGCCAUGGACUGGAGUGAUGGUGUUGGAACCUUACCUGGGAGUGAGCUAAAGUUUAAGGUGAAUGAGUUUGGAGUCUUGGAGGUCCUAACAGAGGAGGGAGAUGAUGAGAGGGUGAAGAAGUCUCAUGCUACCACUACAUGGGCAGUGCCCACUGCUCAGGAGGCCCUCUCAGACAGUGCGUGUGUGGCGGUGAAAGAGGAGAGGCAGGAGGGUCAGUGGGCCCAGAGAGGCCUGGUGUGUGUGCGCUGCCAGAGGAAGGGCUCCCCCGUGGACUUCCUGUCUGACUGCCUUCACUGCAGCGAGCGCUGUUUGCAGCAGGACCAGCAAGAUGAGCUGAAGCUGAAGAAAGAGGUGUCUAAGAGCAAUGGGGAGGUGGUGGGUAUCAGCUGUAAGUGGCCUCUGCAGCAGUACAAGGAGAGCCUAGCUGACAAGAUGAGCACCACAGAGGUCCUGCCUGAGGACCAUGAUGAGGACUAUGAGGAGAAAGACAGCAGGAAGACGACGCGUGGCGCUCCGCGAGGCAGGAGGAAGCGGAGGGGGGAUGCAGCCCUGCUGAGACACACUGUUCCAUAUGGAGGGAAGAAGAAGUCUUGGUGUUGGGCCUCCUAUCUGGAGCAGGACAAAGCCAUCGCUGCCCCCACUAAACUGUUCAAAGAGCACCAGGCCUUCCCCCAGAGUAAGAAUGGAUUCCGGGUGGGGAUGAGGCUGGAGGGUGUAGACCCAGAACAUCCCUCCAUGUACUGUGUGCUCACUGUAGCUGAGGUUUCAGGACACCGAAUACGGCUUCACUUUGACAAGAACUUGGACUGCUAUGACUUCUGGGUGAAUUCCAACUCUGCAGACAUCCACCCUGUGGGAUGGUGUGAGAAAACGGGACACAAGCUGCACCCCCCCAAAGGUAUGAAGGAUGAGGAGUUCGGCUGGUCGUCAUACAUCAAGCAGAGCAAAGCCCAGGCAGCUCCCAAGGCCCUGUUUGAGAAUCAGAACACGACUGUCACCCCUUUAGGAUUCAGAAUUGGGAUGAAGCUGGAGGCCAUUGACAAGAAGAACCCCUCCUUCAUCUGUGUUGCCACAGUAACAGACAUGGUGGACAGUCGAUUCCUGGUGCACUUUGAUAACUGGGAUGAGAGCUAUGACUUCUGGUGUGAUGCAACCAGUCCCUACAUCCACCCAGUGGGCUGGUGUCAAGACAACAACAGGAUUCUCACGACCCCUCCAGGUUACCCCAGUGUCAAGGAUUUCUCCUGGGGAAAGUAUCUGGAGGAGACCAACUCAUCACCGGCCCCUGCCAGGGCUUUCAAAGGGAAACCCCCCCACACCUUCCUGCCACUCAUGAAGCUGGAGACGGUGGACAAGAGGAACCCCAUGCUUGUCAGAGUGGCCACCGUGGUAGACACUGAGGACCACAGGAUCCAAAUCCAUUUUGAUGGCUGGACAGAUGAGUAUGACUACUGGGUGGACACAGACAGUCCAGACAUCCACCCUGCGGGCUGGUGUGCUAAGACUGGCCACCCCCUCCAGCCCCCGAUCAUGCGGUGGGAUGCCCAUACUCUGACAUCAACAUCAACAAGGACUCAGUGCUGCCAGACCGUCUGAGUGGUGAGAUGCCAGGAUCAGGAGGACUGGGCCGACCCCGACGGGCAGAACCCAACCCAGAGAACCACCCAGCUCUAGCUCUCAAUGCAGACAAGCACUUAAGCGCCAACACAAAUCACCUGGAAAAGCCUGGCAGGGGUGAGAUGGCUGGCAGCGGCAUGGCGAAACCCGCCGGCACAGAGCCCAAGAGGAGGGUUGGGCGGCCUUGCAAGCAGAAGAAGGUAGAGGAGCUGGUGGAGGACGAGGAGAUGAAGAGUGAGGUGCCGUGCAUAAUUGAAACCAAAGUAGAGCUGACACUACAGGAAGCCCUUCACCAGUCAGUGUUCAUGCCAUGCACCUCGCCAUCCCCCAGCAGCACUCCUUUCUGCUGGGACCAGCACAGCAAGCUGCUACCCACCGUGGCUGGCAUCACUUCAAGCAAAGUGGCUGUGUGGACAGUGGAGGAGGUGAUUGAGUUCAUCCAAGGUCUUCCAGGCUGUAACGAACACGUGCACACUUUCAGAGAUGAGCAAAUAGAUGGCGAAGCCUUCCUUCUGUUGACUCAGGUUGACCUAGUGAGGAUCAUGAGCAUCAAGCUGGGUCCAGCCAUUAAAAUCUACAACUCCAUCUUGAUGUUCAAGACGGCAGAGGAAUCGGCAUGUAAUGAGCUCUAACGAAGGUCGGAGGCCACUAUUUUUACCCUGAGCAGAGCAGAGCCAGGAGAAGGAGGUCUACAGAUAAGGAUGUGAAGCACAAAGAACCAUUCUUCUUCCCAGAGGAAGCAAACGGAAUGCACAUGUGAAUUGCACAAGUAUUUUUUUUUAAGAUAGCCAUAUUGCAUACUGCGAAUCUCCAAUGUGAUUGACUCAUUGGAGAAAUGUCAUUUUCAAUCAUCAGCUCUAUUAUGUGUAAUAUUAUUGUACAGUAUAGGCUCUUUUUAUAUUAGUGUUGGGGUGGUGCCACGAGGAUGCUCGUUCUACCUAAAAACUAAAACUGGAAAUGUAGAGCAAAUGCGUCAGAUUUCCUUUAGUGCAUCACAAUCAGCAACUCUGACAUUUUCAUCAUGUAGAAAGUCCCAUCUGCACAGGGCUUUAGCUGUUCCGGUCUCUCUGGGAUGCUGAUGUCAUGCAGGUCAGAGAGAUUCUAACUGAGAAUGGAAGCUCAGUGAUUCCCCAGGUGAGUGGCACAGAGAAAUGAAUACAUUCAUGAGAAAGUCCUCAUGCUUUUUUAUACUUGUUACUUCUGUCUGGCUGCUGGGUUGGUGCUGCUGGAGGACAAGGCUGUAUAACUGAGAGGAGGGAGGGACUUUUAUUAAUUCACCAAACCAACGGGCACCAUACUGUAAAACAAGCCAUCAGGCCCUGCAUUUAAUUUCCCUUUUGGUAAAUGCACCCACCUAUUAUGCUUUAUGGAUAGCCAUAUACAGUACCUGUAUAAAGACCAACAUGGGUCAACUUGGUCUGGUUUCUCCUGUGUAUUGUACAGUCAUCUCCUCAUCAGUACUGUUCAGGCCCUAUGAAGCAGUGACAAGUGUCUGUUUACUUUAAGGUACUAACCCCAGGGACGGGGUUUGGUUGAAUGAAUUUAAUCUAAAAGUCCAUAUAGACAAUGGUAUUUCUUUACGUGGACUGUUGUUCACUAUUGUUUAUUUACAGUGUAUUUGGGUGGUAUUCAGACCCCUUGACUUUUUCCACAUUAUGUUACGUUACAGCCUUAAUCUAACAUUGAUGAUUGUGUGUAGAUUCCUCGUCAAUCUACACACAAUAUCCCAUAAUGACAAAUUGAAAACAGGUUUUUACAAAUGUUUGCAAAUGUAUAAAAAAAAAAAAAGAAAUACCUUAUUUACAUAAGUAUUCAGACCCUUUACUAUGAGACCCGAAAUUGAGCUCAGGUGCAUCCUGUUUCCAUUGACUCUCCUUGAGAUGUUUCUACAACUUGAUUGGAGUCCGCCUGUGGUAAAUUCAAUUGAUUGGACAUGAUAUGGAAAGGAACACAUCUGUCCAUAUAAGGUCCCACAGUUGACAGUGCAUGUCAGAGCAAAAACCCAAGCCAUGAGGUCGAAGGAAUUGUGUCUAGGCACAGAUCUGGGCAAGGUUACCAAAAUAUUUCUGCAGAAUUGAAGUUCCCCAAGAACACAGUGGCCUCCAUCAUUCUUAAAUGGAAGAAGUUUGGAAACACUAUGACUCUUCCUAGAGCUGGUCGCCUGGCCAAACUGAGCAAACGGGGAGAAGUGCCUUGGGAUCAGGGAUGUGACCAAGAACCCGAUGGUCACUCUGACAGAGUUCCAGAGUUCCUCUGUGGAGAUGGGAGGACCUCCCAGAAAGACAACCAUCUCUGCAGCACUCCACCAAUCAGGCCUUUAUGGUAGAGUGGCCAAACGGAAGCCACUUCUCAGUAAAAGGCACAAGACAGCCCGCUUGGAGAUCGCCAGAAGGCACCUAAAGGACACUCAGACAAUGAGAAGCAAGCUUCUCUGGUCUGAUGAAACUAAGAUUGAACUCUUUGGCCUGAAUGCCAAGCGUCACAUUCUGCAGGAAACCUGGCACCAUCCCAACGGUAAUGCAUGGUGGUGGGAGCAUCAUGCUGUGAGGAUGUUUUUCAGCGUCAGGGAAUGGGAGGCUAGUCUGGAUCGAGGGAAAGAUGAAAAGAGCGGUCCUUGAUGAAAACCUGCUCCAGAGUGCUCAGGACCUCAGACCGGGGCAAAGGUUCACCUUCCAACAGGACAACAAUCCUAAGCACACAGCCAAGACAAUGCAGUAGGGGCUUCGGGACAAGUCUCUGAAUGUCCUUGAGUGGCCCUGCCAGAGCCCGGACUUGAACCUGAUCGAACAUCUCUGGAGAGACCUGAAAAUAGCUAUGCAGUGACGCUCCCCAUCCAAUCUGACAGCGCUUUAGAGGAUCUGCAGAGAAGAAUGGGAGAAAUACCCCAAAUACAGGUGUGCCAAGCUUGUAGCGUCAUACCCAAUAAGACUGGCUGUAAUCACUGCCAAAGGUGCUUUAACAAAGUACUGAGUAAAGGGUCUGAAUACUUAUGUAAAUGUCAUAUUUCACUUGUUUUAUUAUACAUUUGCAAAAAUGUCUAAACCUAUUUUUGCUUUGUCAUUAUGAUGUAUUGUGUGUAGAUUUUUUUUUUUUCACCUUUACUUAACCAGGUAGGCCAGUUGAGAACAAGUUCUCAUUUACAACUGCGACCUGGCCAGGAUAAAGCAAAGCAGUGCGACACAAACAGCAACACAGAGUUACGCAUGGAAUAAACAAAUGUACAGUCAAUAACACAAUAUAAAAAAUCUAUAUACAGUAUGUGAAAAUGAGGUAAGAUUAGGGAGGUAACGCAAUAAAUAGGCCGUUGUAGCGAAGUCGUUUAGCAUUUAACACUGGAGUGACAGGUGCGCAGAAGAUGAAUGUGCAAGUCGAGAUACUGGGGUGCAAAGGAGCAACAACAAAAAAAUAACAAUAUGGGGAUGAGGUAGUUGGAUGGGCUAUUUACAGAUGAGCUAUGUACAGGUGAAAUAUACCUGCUGGAGCGCGUGCUACUGGUGGGUGCUGCUAUGGUGACCAGUGAGCUGAGAUAAGGCGGGGCUUUACCUAGCAAAGACUUAUAGAUGACCUUGAGCCAGUGGGUUUGGCGAUGAAUAUGAAGCGAGGGCCAGCCAACGAGAGCAUACAGGUCACAGUGGUGGGUAGUAAAUGGGGCUUUGGUGACAAAACAGAUGUCACUGUGAUAGACUGCAUCCAAUUUGCUGAGUAGAGUGUUGGAGGCUAAUUUGUAAAUGACCGGUAGGAUAGUCAGUUUUACGAGGGUAUGUUUGGCAGCAUGAGUGAAGGAUGAUUUGUCGCGAAAUAGGAAGCCGAUUCUAGAUUUAAUUUUGGAUUGAAGAUGCUUAAUGUGAGUCUGGAAGGAGAGUUUACAGUCUAACCAGACACCUAGGUAUUUGUAGUUGUCCACAUAUUCAGUCAGAACUGUCCAGAGUAGUGAUGCUGGACGGGCGGGCAGGUGCGGGCAGCGAUCGGUUGAAGAGCAUGUAUAUAGUUUUACUUGCAUUUAAGAGCCCUCAAGCGCCAGAAGGGGAAGAGCGGGAGCAGACGUGAGAGUCCAGGCACAGCUGGGGCUGAAGCGGCAAUGGUGAGAGACUUGUUUCGGGAAAAGGUGGAUUUUUAGAAGUAGAAGCACAAAUUCUUUGGGCACAGACCUGGAUAGUAUGACAGAACUCUGUAGGCUAUCUCUGCAGUAGAUUGCAACUCCGCCCCCUUUGGCAGUUCUAUCUUGUCAGAAAAUGUUAUAGUUAGGGAUGGACUUUUCUGGAUUUUUGGUGGCCUUCCUAAGCCAGGAUUCAGACACGGCUAGGACAUCCGGGUUGGCAGAGUGUGCUAAAGCAGUGAAUAAAACAAACUUAGGGAGGAUGCUUCUAAUGUUAACAUGCAUGAAACCAAGGCUUUUACGGUUACAGAAGUCAACAAAUGAGAGCGCCUGGGGAAUGGGAGUAGAGCUAGGCGCUGCAGGGCCUGGAUUAACCUCUACAUCACCAGAGGAAUGGAGGAGUAGGAUAAGGGUAUGGCUAAAGGCUAUAAGAACUGGUUGUCUAGUGCGUUUGGAACAGAGAGUAAAAGGAGCAGGUUUCUGGGCGCGGAAGAAUAGAUUCAAGGCAUAAUGUACAGACAAAGGUAUGGUAGGAUGUGAAUACAGUGGAGGUAAACCUUGGCAUUGAGUGACGAUGAGAGGUUUUGUCUCAUCAUUUAGACCAGGUGAGGUCACCACAUGUGUGGGAGGUGGAACAAAAGGGCUAGCUAAGGUAUAUUGAGCAGGGCUGGAGGCUCUACAGUGAAAUAAGACAAUAAUCACUAACCAAAACAGCAAUUGACAAAGCAUAUUGACAUUAGGGAGAAGCAUGUGUAGCCGAGUGAUCAUAGGGACCAGUGAGUAGCUAGGCGAGCUGGAGACACGGCAAUUCAGACAGCUAGCGGUCCGGGGCUAGCAGAAGGGCCUUAGGGGGACGUCGCGACAGAAGAGUCUGUUGUUGCUCCCUCGGACGGGUACGUCGGCAGACCAGUCGUGAUGGAUCGGCAGGGCUCCGUGUAGGCAGUAAAAGGUUCCAGGCCAAUUGGCAAAAUAGGUAUUGUAGCCCAAGAAAUUGGCUGAUGGACCUCUUCAGCUAACAGUCCGAUAUGCUCUAGACAGCUAGCGGGCUGUGGCUAGCAGGCUAGCGGAUGGGCCUUCAGGGAACGUCGCGACGGAGGAGCCUGUUGAAACCCCCUCGGGCGGAUUACAUCGGUAAACCAGUUGUGAUGGAUCGGCGGGGCUCCAUGUCGACAGUAAAAGGGGUCCAGGCCAUUUGGCAAAAUAGGUAUUGUAGCCCAAGGAGUGGCUGAUGGACCUCUUCAGCUAGCCGGGAGAUGGGCCUAGCACGAGGAUAGUUCCGGCUAACUGGUGCUUGCUUCGGGACAGAGACGUUAGCCAGGAGUAGCCACUCAGAUAGCAGCUAACUAGCUGCGCUGAUCCAGGUGAAAAGGUUCAGAGCUUGCAGUAGGAAUCUGGAGAUAUGGAGAUUUGGUGGAGAAAAAGCAGUCCGGUAUGCUCUGGCUUGAAUCGUGCUGUGCAGACAGGCAGGAGUUGACCGGGCUACGGUUAGCUGAGGACCGCUAGCAGUGGCUAACUGACAAGUGGCUAGUUAGCUGGCUAGCUUCUGUUGGGGGUUCCGGUUCGUGUUAAUGGACAGUCCAGCAGGCAUCGGCUGUGUAGCCAAGUGAUCAUAGGGUCCAAUGAGCAGCACUAGAUGAAACAAGGAACAGUUCGGUAGUCGAUUACUAUGUUGAGCGAGCGGGAGACACGGCGUUCAGGGAGCUAGCAGGCCGGGGCUAACAGAUGGAUCAUCGCCAAACAUCCACGAUGCAGAGGCCGGUUGAGAGCUGGCCGAGUUACGUCAGCAGACCAGCAGACCAGUCAUGAUGGAUCGGCGGGGCUCUGUGUCGACAAAGGGUCCAGGCCAAUUGGCAAGAGAAGUGUUGUAGUUGGUGUACUUAGUUUGCUAUUCGGGAGACGGGCCUAGCUCGGGGCUAACUGGCGCAUGCUUCUGGACAAGGGCGUUAGCCACAAUAGCUCCAGAGCUUGCGGCAGGAAUCUGGUGAUGUAGUUGAAAAGAGCAGUCCGAUACGAUCAGGGCUGGUAUCGCGCUGUGCAGACUGGCAGGUAUUAUCCGGGCUAUCCAAGCUAAAGAGGCAGAGGUAGAGGUAAAGACCGUUAGCAGAGGCUAACAAUGACUAAAUAGCUAGUAGCUAAUUCGCUGGCUAGCCUGUGAUGGAGGUUCCAGUUAUAUGGUCUUAAAAAAUUGCUGAUCCGUACCACAUUGGGUGAGGCGGGUUGCAGGAAUGUAUAUUUAUUUUGAAAAUGGACAAAAGAGAUUGAAAUGUAUACAAAAAACUGAAAAAGACAAUAUUUACAUGGGACGAAAACAAACACGUCUUACUGCUGUGCCAUCUUAGUUUUUUCCCCUCAUCAAAAGAAAAUCCAUCUAACGUAACAAAAAUUUGGAAAAAGUCAAGGGGUAUGAAUACUUUCCGAAUGCACUGAGAACUUGCAUUUAAAGCAAUCACUAAAUAUAAUUGAAUGGAUACAUUGCUGAUCAUCUCAAAGAGCAUACUUAGUGCCCUUGAAAAAAGUUGACUGUAAUAUGCUAUUUCUAUUUUCAAUGGGCUUUACUGAAGCCUAAAGAGAAAAUGUUGGUUUAUGUUUUGCUUUUAUUGAUUUAAUAAUGCUUUUUCUUUCUUGUCACACCAGUGAGUGAGACUGCUGUGUAUAGAAUUAUGCAAUGCAAUGUAAAUGGGAAAAGAGCUUGCCAUUUUUGCAGCUUAAUAAUGAUGAAACCUUUAUUCCACCUGUAUUGAUUCACAAAUAAAUACAAUGAGAAGUACACUAA
Salvelinus fontinalis (brook trout) is the source of this 8814-nucleotide messenger RNA. RefSeq names its product lethal(3)malignant brain tumor-like protein 3. Gene Ontology annotation, molecular function: zinc ion binding; protein binding. NCBI's taxonomy places the organism in Eukaryota, Metazoa, Chordata, Actinopteri, Salmoniformes, Salmonidae. Gene Ontology annotation, cellular component: nucleus. Gene Ontology annotation, biological process: regulation of DNA-templated transcription. The record is from RefSeq and is a predicted model, not a curated record.